GUGCAGAGCCGCCUGCCUGUCUUGCAUGGGGGAUCAGCCGUGCCGUAAUACUACCUCUUCAAGACCCGGCAUUAUAUCUGCAAUGUGUUCCCGCAAAAGUGAAAGGCGACGGGGUCUCUUCAGAGAUGAUGAACUUUUGACUGUCUCUUUGAUGGUCAUAAUUCUGUCCGGUCUCACUCACGGGAUAGAGUCUGUCAUCUUUACUCGCCCAUCGAGUUUCUCUCCCCAUCAAGGGUGAUAUGCCAUGCUGUUCAGAUAAUACCCCAAGCUUCACUUAAUCCUACAACCCCCUCUCCCCUCCUCCCCUUCCGGCCCUCUUCCCAUCUCAAGUCCAGACCAGCAGGACGUGGAAAGGGCAACAUCAUCAUGGCCGUACCGUCUCUGUGGCAUCUCCUGUUCGUAUUCUCGCUUGUCACGGUCGUCCUCUCCCUCGAGGUUACACCCGACUCAGACUGUGCGGCGUUGUGCUUGGGUGGGCCAAACGGAACCGCAAUCGAUACAACGACAUCAGGAACCAACUCGUCCGACAUAGUCUGCGAAGACGACCAAUAUCACUCGACGGGCAAGGGAAUCAAGUUUAGGAACUGCGUCUCGUGCCUUCAGAAAAGCCAGGCGUCCAAAGGGGCAGAGAGUGACGCCUCUUGGUUUCUGUACAACAUACGUUACGCGGUAGACGUCUGCCUCUUUGAUUUCCCAGACGCAAUAUCCCACAUCAACUCCCCGUGUAUCAUCAACAGCGCCUGUCGACCUCUCAAGAACGCCCUCGCAACCGCCCUCACCACCCCAGACGCCAACACCGCGUACGACUACUGCACAGCCGACGGGGACAAGUUCUCAAGCUCAAACUGGUGGUCCUGUGUCAGGUGUCUGCAAUCAAGCGACAGUCAAAGCUAUCUCUCAAACUUCUUGAUUGCCCUCAAAGCCGGCUGCCAGCAACAACCAGGCAACGGAACACUUCUCGGCCUGACCGGUCAGCUCUUCUCUACCGAGCCCGUCAACAUCACAGACACGAACACGAACACGACUCUACCAGGCGACGGCGGCGCCUCCUCAACAACCAUGACCCUCGGCACCAUCGUCGGCAUCGCCGUAGGCGGUGGUCUGGUCUUCGUCGGCGCCAUCUGCCUCUUCGUCAUCUACUGCCGCAAGCAGCGCAAGCAGAGAAUGCAAGACGAAGCAGACUACCUGCCCCCUCACCACCAACACCACCCGCCCCGGAGCCACGCAAGCUCCUUCACAGCCAUCAGCAAUGGCCCUUACCUCCCCAUCGGCGGCGGCGUGGGAGACCACAAGAAGUCCUCGUCCAUCAACUCGUACAACUACGAGCUCCAGGAAAAGAACAUCAUCGCGAGCAGCAACAACAACAGCUUCAACAACAACGCAGAGUACUACGACAAGCUGGAGCAAGAGGUCCAGGCCGGCCGCGACAUGGCCCACUACAACUUCGACCCGCACUCGGGCUUCCACGGCCCCGGCAGCGCCCUCCCGACGCACCCGGCGUACAUCCCACGGGCCAUGAGCCGGCAGUCCGGCCGGACCAACACGCCCACGCCCACACCCCCGCCGGCGAACCUGAACUUGAACGUGAACGCCGCGGUCCCGCGCAAGACCAACACGCCAGACUCGUACGCUCUGCAGACGUACCUGACAGCCACGGACGAGCCAGGCACAAUGAGCGGCAUCAGACCGCCGCCCCGCGCCGUCUCCCGGACGCCAUCGCCUGCGAGAUCACAUGGAUCACAUAGCGAUAACGCCAACAACACACCAAGGAUGGUCAACAUCCCGCCUCCGCCGCCGGGAAAACCGCCCGGACGGAAACAGUCCAGGAGGAUCCCGUCCUUAUCCCUCCCCUCGGUGCCGCGGAUCCGCGUGCCGAAGCAGUACUCCCCGCCCUCCAUCACAGUCCAAGGCGCCACGCCGAUAGCGGACCGCGGCGAGAGGACAAACGAGAUGCAAAUCUCGGAACCCCUGACUUUCCACGAGGAGAGGUUCAGGGACGAGCCGCUCGCGGGCCGGUCGGCGAUAAUAUCGCAUCAGGUGCCGGUGCGGGUUGACCCUGAAGAGUAUGAGGGUGAUAUGCCGAUUCGGAGCGGCAAGAGUACUCUGUACGGAUAAAAAGGACAUUGAGUUAGGUAGUGGGUAAUGUGUCCUUACAAUGGCGCAAAGGAACAAUCGGUAGUAUACCAAGGAUUGUACGGAAUGGAGGACGGUUCUCUCUUUUUGAUAUCAUGGAGUUUCUUGGUCUGGGUCGGUAAUCUGUAUGUUUAUAUCUAGCGUGCGAGCCUGCGACGUCAGGUGAUCAAAGUGAUCGAAAGGGUCAUGGAAC
This is a messenger RNA of Colletotrichum scovillei, 2326 nucleotides long. RefSeq lists its product as uncharacterized. The coding region runs from base 367 to 2115 and encodes 582 amino acids. The record is from RefSeq and is a predicted model, not a curated record. The transcript is spliced from 3 exons. Lineage: Eukaryota; Fungi; Ascomycota; Sordariomycetes; Glomerellales; Glomerellaceae.